GUUGGCGUUAUUCAAUUUGGAAAAAUUGAAAUUAUUGACAAUGACCAAGGAGACAAAACUACUCCUUCUUAUGUUGCAUUUACUGACAAUGAUUUGCUGGUUGGUGACUGCGCAAAGGAACAAUUAGCUUUAAAUCCUGGUAACACAGUUUUUGAUGCUAAACGACUCAUUGGCCGAUCAUAUGAUGAUGACACUGUACAAUCUGACUCAAAACACUGGCCUUUUGAAAUUGUUAAAGACAAUGGAAAACCAAAAAUCAAAGUGGAGUAUAAAAGUGAAACUAAAUAUUAUGCUCCUGAAGAAAUUUCGUCAAUGGUGGUAACAAAAAUGAAAGAAGUUGCUGAAGCAUAUCUUGGAACAACUGUCACCAACGCCGUCGUUACUGUGCCUGCAUACUUUACGAAUGCUCAAAGAUUAGCUACUAAAAACGCUUGCAUUGACUCGGGAUUAAAUUUAAUGGGCAUGAUCAAUGAACCGACAGCUGCGGCUCUUGCUUAUGGUUUAGAAAAAGUUCAAGGCAAGAAAAAUGUUCUUGUUUUUGAUUUGGGAGGAGGAACAUUUGAUGUCACUAUUCUCACCAUUGAAAACAGCCGUUUUACAGUGUUGUCCACAUCGGGAAACACUCAUUUGGGCGGAAAAGAUUUUGACAAUCGUCUGGUAACUUACCUUGUGGAAGAAUUUAAUCGUAAACAUGGAAAAAAUUUGUCUGUGGAAAAAAACAAAAGAGUUUUGUGUCUUUUGCAAACUGCCGUUGAGCGAGCAAAACGAACAUUAUCUAAAGCUUCACAAACUACAAUUGUAGUGGCACCGCUUUUUGAAGGAAUUGAUUUUAAAAUUUCCAUAACGCGAGCUCGUUUUGAAGAACUUUGCUCUGAUUUGUUUCGUUCAACAAUAGAACCGGUAAACAAAGCAUUAAAAGAUGCUAGUUUAAACAAAAGUGAAAUAGACGAGAUUGUCCUUGUCGGCGGCUCAACUCGGAUUCCAAAAGUGCAAAAAUUGUUGCAAGAGUUUUUUGACGGAAAAACAUUAAACAAAUCUAUUAAUCCUGAUGAAGCUGUAGCUAAUGGGGCAGCUGUUUUAGGAGGCUGGCUAGCUGGCGACACUUCAAUGCCAUUAUUGCAGAAACUUAUGAAAAAUGAAGAAAUGUCAAUAGUUAUUGAUCGCAAUACUACAAUUCCGGUUCAAAAAAACAAAAAAUUUUCAACUCAAUUUGAUAACCAAACAACUGUUACCUUUAAUGUGUAUGAAGGAGAACAUGAAUCCACAACAAAAAAUAAUUUUUUAGGAAAAUUUGAAAUUUCAGGCAUACCACCAGCUCCAGCUGGAGAAGAAAAGUUUGAUGUGAUUUUUGACAUUGACAAAAACGGCAUUCUCAACGUUACUGCCGUAAAUAUAAGCACUAAAAAACAAAAUGAUAUCACCAUUACAUUGAACUGGAAAUAA
This is a messenger RNA of Rhagoletis zephyria (snowberry fruit fly), 1443 nucleotides long. The record is from RefSeq and is a predicted model, not a curated record. Lineage: Eukaryota; Metazoa; Arthropoda; Insecta; Diptera; Tephritidae.